GUAGAAUCUUUAGAUUUUGUCACCGAAGCACAAGGGUUCCGAGUUAGUAGUAUAGACGGUAAAGUUUCGUUUCCUGUCAGCUGCUAUUACAGGGCGAACAAAAGAGGAGCACCACGAAUUGAGCACUAUGAUAACGACAGCCGCAAGGUUGUGCAGGCAUGCAAACAUUGUUUUUUAAAUGGGACUGAAAGUGUUGUUUCCUGUGAAGAAUGCAAAGAAGAAGGAAUUGUGUGCGACGAAUGUGAACAAGUUGGGCAUACAAGUAUAAUGCCGAUAGAACGCAAGUGCACUCGUUGUCAGGUUAGCAAGUUGGAGUGAUAUCGGUUACAAGAGUUGUUAUGGGUGUCUGACUAAGAAGCCUCCCAGAGAAGCCAUAUGUCUAGUAUCGCAAAUGAAGACACUAGAGUUCCUGUUCCAGACCCUCCGCACGUUCUUAAGCUAGUAAGGAGUGGGCUUUUCAAUUAUUGGUUUCUACACGGAAACUAUCUCAUUAACCUGAAGCUGCUGCGUUCUGCCAGAGAGGAUUCCAACCAGGCUAUUUCCAAGCCAAUUGCACAGUCACUUCCCCGCAGCUGUAUACGCAACAAAGAUCAAAUGAACAUGACGACUGCUGUAGGCCUCUUUAAAGAGAACCUGUUAAAUGUUUUGCCAGAUGACCCAUUAGUUUGCACCCUUGUUCCAGAACAGGACAGACUUUGGCGGCAAAACCCAGCUAAGAGCAUCUUAAAAUUUCCCACUGCAGUUGCAUUUUCUUCAAAACACAGCAUCCUGAUCAUUACAGAUAAAGCUAAAUCAAUGGUGUACAUGGCGAAUAUGCACAACCGGGUGUGCAUCAUUCCGACUGCAGGUCCAGGUGUUGGAAUUUGCAGUCCAACUGGCUUGGCUAUCAGGGACAACUACGUGAUCGUUGUGAACUCUGGCGCACAGACAAGCUUUAAAGUCGUUGACAUCGCCCCAGUUUUAAAGAAGAGUAGAGCGUUGCUACAGAUUGAGUUGGACAAUGGUGACGAAAUGGGAGAUGAAGAAGGCAGUAUCAGGACAGCGAGAGUUAAGGUUCACGACUUCCAGCUUUGGUCAAGCGCAGAGAAUUUAAACAUUGGCAAGAUUAUUUCAUUAACGUGUGAACCAAAUGGUGAUAGAGAGCAAAUGACUGCUAACACUACUUUGUUUGGAUUGUCUUGCAAUAAAUCCAUUUACAAGUUUUGCGACUUUGGUACAGAUCAAUCGCGCAACCGAUUCAAGAUGAGAGCAGAGAAUUACUAGGCCUUUAGCGGCGGCGAACAACCAUUAUAUAUAUACCAGGGUCUUGAUAGAAUUUACGUCAGUCUCCACAAUAAUAAUAAUAAUAAUAAUUUACAUUUAUAUAGCGCAAAACUCUAUAUGAAUAUAUUCGGUUGCGCUUUACAAUAUUGUUAUAUUAAAUUUAUGUUAAAGGUGACUAAAGCAUGAGCAACUAUUAAAAACUACAAUAAAAAGUAUUAAAAACUAUAAAUAAAAAUAAAUAAAUAAAUAAUGAUAAUAAUUUAAAAAAAAAAAAAAAAAAAAAAAAAACUAUUAUAAAAGCCAACAAUUAAAUCUAUUUAAAAGCUAAAUUGAAAAAAUGAGUUUUAACAGCAGUCUUAAAAGUGUCCAAUGUCUUCAUGUUGCGAAUUUCCGAAGGUAAUGCAUUCCAGAGAUAAGGUGCAGCUGACUGGAAUGCACGAUCGCCAAGAGUUGGAUGGGUCUUAAUGCAUGGUAACUCGAGGAAUAUAGACUCAUUUGACCUUAGAGAGUACUUGGAUUGCUUUUUGGUAGUAAUGAAAUCAAUUAGAUAAUUAGGAGCUUGACCAUAUAAGCACUUAAAUGUCAAAAGUAGAAUCUUAAACUUUAACAACUUUAACAACAAGGGCAUCCGAUGCGUACAGCAACUCAACCAGGUCCGAGUCAUUGAUGUCUUUGAGAAAGCACCAUCUUUAGUACUAGGUAUGACGAAAACCUCCGAAAAGCUAGUAUUCUUCGAUGCAUCUGACAACACUCUUAAUUAUUUCGUUGAUAGCAAAGUGACAGUAACAUUGGGUGAAUCAGAAGGUUCUCGAGAUGGUUUCUCACCUUGCUUCAACUCUCCAUCACACAUCACCUCAUAUCAAAAGAACACCUUCGUUUGCGAGGUAAACGACAAGGCCCUGCGUUUGGUGUCGAGUAUGAGUGUUUACAAGCAAUUUGGCAGGGAGCUCUCGGCCUUUAUAGACCUUUUCCAGCUAGAUGAAGAUUUUUCCUACAAGGGAGCAGGGACAACACUGGACGAAGGAAUUGCGACACUGAAAGACCUUCCGACCACAAUGAACACUAUAGAACGAGCGGCUUACUUUCGCACAGGGAAGCGAUGUCCUCAGGGCCCAGAUCUGGCACUCACGAAACCUUGCAGAGAUUCCUUUUCGAUGCUUCUGAAGUCGUUCAAGAAAGUAAGGGAGAUUCUUGAUGACUUUGACCACUUAAAAGAACCGCUUUUGUUUUCUUCCUUCACCACCUUAGGUUUUUGGUUAAAAAGAAAAUGAAACAGCACUUUAUCAAAGAUUACUAGACAUCUGUACAUUGUCUGGGUAACUUUAAAAUGGAAAUAAUACUGUUUUGCAAUGUAUGAAUUUUAGUCUCUUUAUAUACUGGUAGUUUACUUAACUAUUUGUUUGUGUUUCUCUGUUUUCUUUGUCCUUGUGUCCCUGACCUAAACAUUUAAACAUCUUUUCUUUUAACUGGCUGCCUGCCAUUUUUAACUCUUAGGUUAUUUCGGGCAGCCAGCGCCCCUAUCAUCGUCUGUACUAUUGUUAUUUCUUGUAUAUUAUGGGGUGAAAUAAAGUGUUGUUGUUUAAUUGUUGUUGUUGUUUGGAGCAAUUCUUUAGUGGAAUGAGAACACCCGCUCGCCCAAGCCCCCUGAGUUGA
Messenger RNA from Porites lobata, 2916 nucleotides. The record is from the annotation of a GenBank genome assembly. NCBI's taxonomy places the organism in Eukaryota, Metazoa, Cnidaria, Anthozoa, Scleractinia, Poritidae.